Molecule: messenger RNA, 3208 nt
Organism: Rosa chinensis
Lineage: Eukaryota; Viridiplantae; Streptophyta; Magnoliopsida; Rosales; Rosaceae
Product: phosphoinositide phosphatase SAC2
Exons: 16
Coding region: 407-2884 (825 amino acids)
Biological process (GO): phosphatidylinositol dephosphorylation
Cellular component (GO): intracellular membrane-bounded organelle
Molecular function (GO): phosphatidylinositol-3,5-bisphosphate 5-phosphatase activity
Source: RefSeq, a predicted model, not a curated record
UUCUCUUCCUGCUUUAGGAUCUGAGGCUUUCUCUGUCUGCUUCGCUUGAUAAGCAAAACUGCAAAAACAGAGAGUCAGAGAACUCUCAAAGUCUCAGCCUUUUUGUCUUUGUAAAUUGUUUCUCCUCUUUCUUCUUCUAUCAAAGCUUUGUACUUUCUCAAACAUAUAUAUUCAAAAUCUUUACAGACUCUCUGAGUCUCUUGUCUCUCUCUCAUUGUGUAACGUAUGUAUAUUAUGUCUGUGUCUGUAUAUAUGUGUUGUAUAUAUAUAGAGCAAAUUUCAGGGUCUGAAAGAUUUUGUGGAGUUGAAAGAGCUGCUGUUCUUGAAGUGCUGCAAAGGUUCUGAAAGCAAAAAUCUUUUUGCCCGGGCUUUUUUUAGAGCCUCGGGUGGGGUUUGAUUCAGAGUCAUGACUUCAGAGAAAGAGCUACCGAAUCGGGUCGACCAAGAACCAGAACCCGGCAGUCCUUGCUUUUUGCAGAAGUUCAAGCUCUACGAGACUCGCUCGAAUUUUUAUAUGAUAGGAAGAGACAAAAGCAGAACCUUUUGGAGGGUGUUAAAGAUUGAUAGAUUGGAUCCAUCUGAGCUUAACAUUCUUGAAGAUUCCACAACGUACACAGAUAUUGAGUGCUACGACCUUCUAAAACGGAUACAUGAAGGAAACAAGUCAAUGGGUGGACUUAAGUUUAUCACCAUUUGUUAUGGAAUUGUUGGGUUCGUGAAGUUUCUGGGACCUUAUUACAUGCUUAUUAUUACAAAAAGAAGGAAGAUUGGAGCAAUUUGUGGUCAUACUAUCUACGCGAUUAGCAAGAGCGAAAUGAUUCCAGUUCCAAAUUCUUCUGUGCGGUCAAACUUGGCUUAUUCUAGAAAUGAGAACAGAUACAAGAAGCUCUUAUGCACAGUGGACCUGACAAAGGACUUCUUUUUCAGCUACUCAUACAAUGUAAUGUGUAGUCUUCAAAAGAACUUAUGCGACAGUAAGACAGGACCAUUCCUUUAUGAAACAAUGUUUGUCUGGAAUGAGUAUUUGACUCGUGGAAUCCGAAAUUGUCUGAAUAAUACUCUCUGGACAGUUGCCUUAGUUUAUGGAUUCUUCAAACAGGUCAAUCUUUCUGUAUCAGGUAGAGAUUUCAAGUUGACUGUCAUUGCCAGACGUUCCCGUCACUUUGCUGGCACCAGAUAUUUGAAAAGAGGUGUAAAUGAGAAAGGUAGAGUUGCUAACGAUGUUGAGACAGAGCAGGUUGUGAUUGAAGAUGCUUCUGAAGGAUGCCCAGUGCAAAUAAGUUCAGUUGUGCAGAAUCGAGGCUCAAUUCCCCUUUUCUGGUCCCAGGAAACCUCACGAUUAAAUAUUAAACCCGACAUAAUAUUAUCAAGGAGGGAUCAAAAUUAUGAGGCCACCAGACUUCAUUUUGAAAAUCUCGUCAAGAGAUAUGGAAAUCCAAUUAUUAUUUUGAAUUUGAUCAAGACAUGUGAGAAGAAGCCUCGAGAAACAAUUCUCCGUGCAGAGUUUGCAAAUGCUAUCCGAUUUAUCAAUAGGAGUUUGUCAAAGGAGAGCCGCCUAAGGUUUCUUCAUUGGGAUUUGCAUAAACAUGCCAGAAGCAAAACAACCAAUGUGUUGGCACAUCUAGGAAAAGUGGCUACAUAUGCAUUGUGCUUAACUGGAAUCUUCUAUUGUCGAGUAACCCCAGAUUUAAGGCCUGAGGGUUCAUUCCACGGCUCCUGGUUUGAAAAAAGUGAUGAUGGUGGUGACUGCUUUUCACAUAACUGUUCCAGUAAAGAUGAGGAUCUUGAUAGCCUAGAAACAGAAAAUAGCAAUGGAAGCGGUGGUGACGAUAGAAGCAGGAAUCACAAUGUCAAACCCCCAAUGUUUCAGAAAGGGGUCCUGAGGACCAAUUGCAUAGACUGUCUAGAUCGCACAAAUGUAGCCCAAUAUGCUUAUGGGCUAGUUGCUCUUGGACAGCAGUUGCAUGCUUUAGGAUUUAUAGAAUCCUCAGAUAUUGAUCUAGAUAACCCUCUGGCAGAAGAUUUGAUGAGAGUUUAUGAGGCAAUGGGUGACACUCUUGCAUUGCAGUAUGGUGGUUCUGCAGCUCACAACAAGAUAUUCUCUGAGAGAAGAGGUCAAUGGAAGGCAGCAACUCAGUCCCAAGAGUUCUUUAGAACCCUUCAACGAUUUUACAGUAAUGCCUACGUGGAUGCUGAGAAACAAGAUGCUAUUAAUGUAUUCCUAGGGCAUUUUCAACCGCUGCAGGGUAAACCAGCAUUGUGGGAGUUGGACUCAGACCAGCAUUAUAAUGUUGGGAGGCGCAAUCCUAAUUUUGCCGAUGACAAUGGCAGUUCAUUUAUGAAAAGAUCACUAUCAGAUGGCAAUAUAAUUCAUGAAAGUGAUUCACCUACGGAAAAUACGGAUGUUGGACACAAUCAGCCUUUAUCUGAAAUUUCACAAGGAAGUAGCAAGGGUAUUUCAGAGUCCGCCCCUACAAUCUCAACUUGUGAAAGUGCAAUAUCUUAUCGCAGGUUUACUCCCUCAAUGCCAUGCAAGCAGCUGUUUGAUGGAAUGCAAGAGGAUCAAUGCCUUAACAGUGAUCACAUUUAUUAUGAUGAGCAUGAUGAUGAUUGUAACUUCUCAAAUUUUCUAGAUGCGGACUGGUUGUCUACAUCCGGAAAUUCUUGUGAAGAAGAAAUGUCUGGAAGGUCCAUUGCCAGCCUUUCAUCUGAGAAUCUUGUGAAUGCACCAAAAUUUGAAACGAGCACAUCUGCUAGCGAAUCUGAAUCCACAAAAAAGGGAAGAGGGCAGAGUGAAUCUGAUCUCGCAUGUGAUAAUAUGCCACCCGAGUAUUCCAACAGCUUCAUGAACUGGGUAGCUAACGGGGAGUUGCUGUUUCUUUGAAGCUAACUAGAAGGUUUUGCAUCAUAACUCUAAUUCAACCCGUCCGAAGGAUUUGGGUUUUGUACAGAAAAUAAAUGGUAAGAUGCCAACAAAGAGAAUAGCACUGGAUUUGGUGAGAAACACAUUCUUCAAGGUGGAAAUUAAUUCGUCGGGUCAUUGAGAAUAGGGGAAUUAGAGAUAGGUAUCAAUAAGCAAACUCUCAACUCCACAGCUUCUUUUAGGUUUUAGAUUGUCAAAAGUAAUUACUUGUAGAUAUUAGAUUACAACUAGUUCCCUCCUUUCCAGGUCCUGAUUACAUUCAAUUUCAUUUUCUUUUCAUGUUUA